GCUCAACCUAUAAAGUAUAAACACCAUCGUCAUUUACCAACAUAUUACAUUUAAAUCACGUUUACGUUUCUUUAACAAGAUAUCAAUACAGUCAUUUUUCAUUUUUCAGUUGUAUAUUACAUUCUAAUUUGUAAUUCAUGAUUUAUAUCAUUUAUCUAAAUAUAUAUGUAAAUACACGGACAGUUUUUAGAAGGUCUAAUGUGUUAAUUAUUUAAGACUAUGGAUAAACUGUUUAAAGAUAAAUCAUUUGAAGAGUUUACAGUAACAUGUGACGAAAUUAUAAACAAUCUGUUUGAACACGAAGUCAUUGUCCAGCCUACCAACAAAAUUUUAUUUAAUUCGGUCAGAAAAGAAAUACGCGACAUCGUUUGUAAUACAUGCUGCGAUUUAAAUAAAAUUUCAAAGAUUUUAUACGAUAAUGAAUAUGAAGAAGAAAAAGUUGAUUAUUUUUUAUCUGCAAUUCAGAAGAGAAAGAACGAGUUGCUCUACUUAAUAUUACUUCAUCAUAAUAGUAAACAAGGUGAAACAGUGGCUUUAUUUGAUUGUGCUCUUAAACUUGUUUGCGGCACCAGUGAGUUGAAGACCUUGAAAUAUCCAAUUCUUCAACUGGCAUUAACAACUUAUAAUAAUACCGAGCACAAGCAGAGAUUAUAUGAUGUUGAUAAAAAUAUGUUAAGAAAACUGAUUGAUGUUUUAGAGAGUAGUGAUUUAAAUUAAUGAUCCAAACAA
Molecule: messenger RNA, 729 nt
Organism: Zerene cesonia (dogface butterfly)
Lineage: Eukaryota; Metazoa; Arthropoda; Insecta; Lepidoptera; Pieridae
Exons: 2
Coding region: 220-717 (165 amino acids)
Source: RefSeq, a predicted model, not a curated record